Messenger RNA from Symbiodinium natans, 2391 nucleotides. NCBI's taxonomy places the organism in Eukaryota, Dinophyceae, Suessiales, Symbiodiniaceae. The record is from the annotation of a GenBank genome assembly.
AUGGACACUGCACUGUCCGUGACCGGCUCCACCGUCGACAGUGCCUUGCAAAGUUACGCCGAUGGCAAGACUGAGCCGGCGAAAUUCAAGGAAGAAGCCUUGCCUGGCAUCCAUCUGGUCGCGGCAAAGUCCAUGGAUAAGGUAAAGCCCUUGGUGCACGACGUCAUGGGCGAGCUGAGACCUGCGCUGAGCCAAGUAGCAGAGUGGCUCGGAUCUUUCAGCGCCAAGAUCCAGGAUACGUUGGAAGAGUUCGGAACCGUCUCCGAUCGCGCCCAGAAGUUGUUUGACCAGGUCAUGCAGCAAAUGGCUUCUUCUGGCGGCAUGUACGAGGAGAUGGUGUACGACACCUACCACAUCUUCGAUCCAUAUGAUGACGGUAUAGAUGUAGAGGAGCUCCAGCAGGCUGCCAACCAGUAUGGCAUCACAUCGCUACAGGGGCAGAAGGCCGAGCAGCUCAUGAAGAAGUACAACACUGACCAGAAGGGGGGAAUUGACAUCCACGAGUACGAGAAGCUCGUGACAGAUCCAUCCCUUCCAGGCUUGAUGACGACCAUCCUCCGCACCUAUUCGAACAGGCUUGCUUCUGUGGGAUCGGAGCUGAAGGUGGUCAAGAUGCGAGCAGAGGUGGCGUCAGCGGUCGUCGACUACCUGACCUUGGUGUGCAGCAAAAACCUCACCAAGGUUGGCUGGGUGACCGGCCGCCUUGUCAGCGGCGAACUCCCGCUGGAGUUCACUGCUGACGUCUUCUACGAGUUGUACAAGGCGAAGACGGACACCAACAACGGAUCGCCCAUCGACGUUGGAUCUCUGAUUAUCAAUUACACCUUGCGCGAGAACGCACAGCAGGUGAUCGCAGCCGUGGACUUGCUUGCCACGCCUGCCUUCUUCGCCGAAGAGGGCUUCGACAUCACCAUUGCAGACGAGACCGUUAGCCAGGUGGUGACCUGGAUCGAGAUGUCCGACUUCGGAAAGGCCGCUCUCUUGAAGCUCGCGAAGGUGAAGCCCAGCAAUGGCCAGACCUUUGCGGAGGCCUAUGAUGAGGAGGUGAAGGCGCGGGAAGUGAAGUACUCUGCUGCCCAUGGCCUGGGCACUCCAGAAGCCAACAGCUAUCACACCCAGGCGGCGGAGAGGCUGAGGAAUGUGCUCCUUGGCGGCUCGGCGGCCUCAGCAGCAUCCGAGGACCCAGAUGCCGCCCAGGCGGCCGGAAGCUCCCAGCCGGCCAAGCCGGAAACUCUGAGGUUUGCGGCGGAGCUUAGCCUGAAUGUGACGCAGUCGGUGAAGGACUUCAACGAGCAGUGCUACGAAUAUUCCGGCACCUCCUCCAACCCUCUCGAUUCGACCUGCAAUAGCAUCAACGGAAUGGUCAAGAAGACUCAGAGCUUUCUGACCUUGAUGAACAACUACGCGGGUCCUGGUGGGCCCGAGUACAUAGAGAAGCAGGCGGACAACUUCAUCAACGGAAGCCUGCAGGACAUGGUCCUCCUCUCCGGGGAGCUCAUCGAUGAGGGCAUCGCCUCCGUCCAGUGCUCGGCAGGCAAUGCUGCUGCAUGCAAAUCGAUCCCAGAGACAGACUACACCAUGCACCUGAGUGGGGGGACCACCUUCCUCACGGACACCAUGAAGGAUUUGCAGAGCGCUCUUCCCCAGGUGAUCAAGGCUUUGUCGACAGCGAAGAAGGAAGUAUCCACCAUUAGUGGGGUCAUCAACUCCAUCUCGCAGAUGCUUGGACUCAAAGCGCCUCCGCUCAUGGAGAAGAUUGCCAAGCUGUACAAGAUAGUGUGGAUUACCUACUUUGUCUUCUUCUUCCUCUUCAGCUUCACAAUGCUCUUCUAUGGCUUCUGGGCCAACGGAUGGUUUGGUGGUCCGAAGGCAGACAUCCCGGAGUCCGAGUACGAGCCGCCGCGGACCUUCUUCGAAAGAAUCAGGACUUGCUGUGGCAGCUGCUUGGCCUGCUGCCGCAGCUGCACCAGUGGGCACCUUUGCUUCUGGUCGCUGCUUCUGCUAGCGCAGGUCGUUGUCCUGAUCAUGUUCAUCAUCUCACUGGUCAUCUGCCUGCUCACGGGCAUCCAGGCCUUCUUUGGCGCCGGCUGCUCGAAGAUCUACCUCAUUGGCGACGAAGCCGUCUGCACUGCCGUGCUCUCCAUCUUCAAGGUCUUCCUGAAGACGUUCGGCUUUUCUGAGCCCAUCGAGCAGACAUGCGGAUCGAAGAGCUUGCUCACGUGCAAGAUUAUCCGCGACUCCGUGUUCCACACGGCCAUCUUCGUGAUCAUUGGAGCCUUGCUAGCGUCGGUUUUCUCGUUUCAGAUGCUUUUGGACUCUGCCACCAAGCACGAGCGCGCGCGAUGUGCGCGAGCUUGGGAGGAGGAAGGUCUUGACAAGAAGGGUGAGUGA